This is a messenger RNA of Botrytis sinoallii, 639 nucleotides long. RefSeq lists its product as uncharacterized. The coding region runs from base 1 to 639 and encodes 212 amino acids. The record is from RefSeq and is a predicted model, not a curated record. Lineage: Eukaryota; Fungi; Ascomycota; Leotiomycetes; Helotiales; Sclerotiniaceae. The transcript has a single exon.
AUGCCACGAGCGGGCCAGAAAAAAGGUGAUCGAGAUGAUACAUACAAACCUAGUAAAGAAGCCGAAGAAGACAUCGCCGACGUCGACGUCGACAUUUUAAAACCCACCAAAGCAACCCUCAAACCAUCUAAAAUCACCAAGCCUCUCUCAAAAGGAGCUUCAAAACAACAAACCCAAAAGAGCACUCCAAAAGGCACUCCCAAAGGAACACCCAAACACACACCCCGAUCUACCCCCAAACCCCCCUCAGCAGGCGCCUACAAAAAACCCUCUCCCCCACCCAACACCCGCACCGCCGCUCCCUCCUCUACCACGAUCAUCCCCUCCCUACCCAGCGCGCCGUAUUUCUGCUGCCGCAAACCACUUCCUCUCUCAUCUUCUUUCCCUCCUGAUCUCCAACGCUUCUACACUUUCCUCGUCGACUCCCUCACUAUCAUGUAUUUUCCUUCACCCGUGGCUAAACUCCCAGCGUGCACGACCUAUUACCGAUUUUCGCACCUUUCCCUCACCACAUGCACAGAAGUGCAUCGAUAUUUUCUCGCGUACGAGCCGCGCGAUGAAGUCGAAGGGGUAUUUUCCGAGGGUAGCGAGGCGGAUGUGUUAAGUAAGGCCGGGCGUUGGGUAAUGAGGAUGGGGUAG